CAAGUAGCACUUCCUGCUAAAAAGUGUUCCCUAACAACCAGUCAACUACGAGAAGAGUGAGCGUGAUGGAGUUACGGCCAGGAGGGGGUUGAAUUUGUUUGGGGGUGGUCAUCGGGAAAGCGUAUUCCCUCAUGGGUUUGUUUACUCUCUUUGUUUUUGGAGAAUAAUUGGCUGACUAUAGCACGAAGAUCAAAGAAGAUUCUCAGCAAGUGAUGGAUGAUCCCCAAGAAUUAACAGAGCUGCCUGCAAAGAAGGCUCGUCAUGAGUUACAUGGCACUAGAGAGCAUGAAUUGAGUAGGACAGAUGGAAAGCUUAAUGGUAAUAGCCAGGUGAGUGGAGGAGAGCCUACCUUGCUAAAGCCUGAUUCUGCCAGCUUUUCCAUUGCCAACAUUGCCCUCUCUGGUGCAGUCAAAGCAGAAGACACUGCUUCAGGAAAUGAUUCUGCCACAUCUGUAGUGAGUGACCCAGCAGGUACUUACACACAGGCCGUAACUAGUGCAGGCUUCAGUACAAAAACAACAAAUGAAUAUACCUCACAGCUUUAUCAAGUGAGCAAGCCAUAUACACAUAUUAUUUCUCCAUCCAUACCAGCACCCGUUACAACCUAUGCUGGGCAGCAGCCGUAUACAACCAUAUCUCCAACCACCACUUAUAGUGCCUACCACCAGACCAACCAGAAUUAUGGAUUACCUCCAUUUGGUGUCAUGUGGCCAGGAAUUAAGUCUGAAAGUGGAAUAACUCCUGCGCCCUGUGUUGGACAACCUGGUUUUGUGAAUUUUAGUACAGCUUUUACAUCUGUACAAGCUGGUCAAGCACAUUAUUCUUAUCCUUCUCAAGGUUCUAAUUUUACAACAUCAAGCGUUUACUCUAGUAUACCUGGGAACCCAGUGGUAACAGUUUCUUCAGGAGCACAGCAGCAAGAGUACCCCACCUACACCUCCAUAGGUCAGAACCAGUAUACCCAAUAUUAUGCAGGCUCUGGUUAUGGUUCUGUGGGUGUUGUAAACAGUAAUGUUAGCAGUGCUACUGUUGACACUACACCUUUUGAGUGUGAUAAGACCAAAGUUCUGCACCAAGCUGAUUCUUCAGUAGGAUCACCCCCCUCAACAAAUGUAAGAGAUGCUGAAGAUCUUGGUCGUAGAAAUAGUACAGGAAAAACCAAAGGAAAGGCGAAGAAAGGAGACAAUUCAAAAUCGGCAGAUAAUGACUUGGAGAGAGUAUUUUUGUGGGAUUUGGAUGAAACUAUAAUUGUAUUCCACUCAUUACUUACUGGAAACUAUGCUGAAAAAUUUGGCAAGGAUCAAGCUGCAACCUUGACCCUAGGACUUCAGAUGGAGGAGCUUAUAUUUGAGCUAGCUGACAAUCACUUGUUUUUCAAUGAUUUGGAGGAAUGUGACCAAGUUCACAUAGAAGAUGUUGCAUCUGAUGACAAUGGUCAAGAUUUAAGUAACUACAAUUUCUCUGCGGAUAGCUUCAGUGGUUCUGGAAGUGGAUCUUGCAACAGUUCGACAGGUGGUGUCCAGGGAGGUGUGGAGUGGAUGAGGAAAUUGGCAUUCCGCUAUCGCCGCCUUAAAGAAAUAUACAAUGCCUAUAAAUCUAAUGCUGGUGAACUUCUCAGUCCAGGGAAACGUGACUUACUCAUUCGUCUUCAAGCUGAAGUUGAGUCUAUUACUGAUUCCUGGUUAGGAAUUGCAUUGAAAUCAUUGCAUCUUAUUCAAUCAAGAGGAAAAUGUAUAAAUGUGUUGGUUACCACCACUCAGUUGGUACCUGCAUUGGCUAAAGUGCUUCUUUAUGGAUUAGGUGAAGUUUUCCCAAUUGAAAAUAUAUACAGUGCAACAAAAAUUGGAAAAGAAAGUUGCUUUGAACGAAUUAUGUCACGUUUUGGGAAAAAAGUUACAUAUGUGGUUAUUGGUGAUGGACGUGAUGAAGAGUUUGCAGCCAAACAGCACAACAUGCCAUUUUGGAGAAUAAGCAAUCAUGGAGAUCUAAUAUCACUGCACCAAGCUCUGGAACUUGAUUUCUUAUAACAUUGGAGACAAUAGGACUAUUUCAUAAACUUAAUACAGGAGUAAGCCAAUAAACAAAAUACCCCGAUGAAGACAAUCAAUGCAGUGCCACAUAAACUGGGCAAUUUACGUUCAAAAUCAUGAGCUGAAUGUGAACUGAAGCUUGAGAGACAAGGAUGGAUUUUGUGCUAUUUCAUCCAUAAACAGCAUUUCUUUUUCACAGAUGUAUUGAGUAACAUUUUUGAAAACCACGGCUGAUGGUGUUUUUUUUUUUUUUUUUGAUGUUCUGAACCAGAUCAAGGCAUCA
Polypterus senegalus (gray bichir) is the source of this 2313-nucleotide messenger RNA. RefSeq names its product EYA transcriptional coactivator and phosphatase 3 (gene eya3). Gene Ontology annotation, biological process: cell differentiation; positive regulation of DNA repair; multicellular organism development. Gene Ontology annotation, molecular function: protein tyrosine phosphatase activity. Gene Ontology annotation, cellular component: nucleus. Lineage: Eukaryota; Metazoa; Chordata; Cladistia; Polypteriformes; Polypteridae. The record is from RefSeq and is a predicted model, not a curated record. The transcript has 19 exons. Bases 213 to 2027 code for a protein of 604 amino acids.